AUGGGUAUUUCAAAUUGGACCCCUUUCAAAAAGGAUCGCCAGAAUUUCCCGGGUGUCGUCAUCCCGCUGGCUGAUGCUCCUGCUCACACCCCCGCAAAUGCGGAUGAAAAGGCCGACAAGUCUUUGGAUCGUGCGCCUUCCUCCGAGAAUGGCUCGGCUGGAUCCCUACGUGAGGCUACUCACUUGACUCUUGAAGCUCUCCGAGCAGAGGUGGAGUCUGAUAUGUCCACGUCGGGCCAUGAUUCAGUAUAUGAUCGCAAAGCAAAGGUGAUCAACCGCGCUCUCCAGGACAUCGGUAUGGGCCGAUACCAGUGGGAACUAUUCUUCCUGUGCGGCUUCGGCUGGACCGCUGACAAUCUUUGGCUUCAGGGAGUUGCCCUAACUUUGACACCUCUAUCAUACGAGUUUGGUAUUUCCGAGUCGCAUGUUCGGUUUACGACUUGCGCUCUGUUCUUGGGUCUUUGCAUUGGUGCCUCGUUCUGGGGUAUUGCAUCCGAUAUCAUCGGUCGUCGCUGGGCAUUCAACACGACCCUGUUCCUUGCUGGUGCCUUUGGUCUUGCUGCGGGUGGCGGUCCCACCUGGAUCGGUGUCUGUGCUUUGUACUCUUGCCUUGGUCUCGGUGUUGGUGGAAACCUCCCUGUCGAUGGAAGUCUCUUCUUGGAGUUCCUUCCUUUCGCCUCCGGCAACAUGUUAACCAUGUUGAGUAUUUGGUGGCCAGUCGGUCAAUUGAUUGGCAGUCUCUUUGCCUGGGCGUACAUUCCCACUUUCAGCUGCUCUUCUAUGGAAGGCUGUACCAAGGGUCAGAAUUGGGGCUGGCGCUAUCUAGUCCUCACUCUGGGUGCUAUCACAUUCUGCAUGUUCGUCGCGCGGUUCUUCUUCUUCCAUCUGUACGAGUCACCUAAGUUCCUGCUAUCUCGCGGCCGCCAGGAGGAGGCCGUUGCUUCGGUCCAUGGAAUUGCCUACAAGAACAAGACCAAGACUUGGUUGACCAACGAGAUCCUCAACGAGAUCGGUGGCUAUGCCGAGACCAAGGAGGAAGAGAAGCUCACCUACAGCCAAAUCGUGAUGCGCUUCUUCUCCAAGUUCUCGAUGGACCGAAUUCGUCCCCUCUUCGCCACCAAGCGUCUGGCCAUCAGCACCGUCCUUCUCUGGUUCUGCUGGGCUACUAUCGGCAUGGGAUACCCCCUGUUCAACGCCUUCCUGCCCCAGUACCUUUCCAAGUCCGGUGGUACCACCAACUCAAACUACACCACCUACCGCAACUACGCUAUUACUUCCAUCGUCGGCGUCCCCGGCUCCGUUCUGGCCUGCUACACCGUUGAAAUCAAGUACAUCGGCCGCAAGGGCACAAUGGCCAUCGCCACUAUGAUCACCGGUAUCUUGUUGUUCUGCUUCACUGCAUCCGCCAACUCCAACGUUCAGCUUGCUUGCAGUUGUCUGGAGGCUUUCUUCCAGAAUAUCAUGUACGGUGUUCUGUAUGCUUAUACCCCCGAGGUGUUCCCUGCUCCCGUUCGUGGUACCGCGACUGGUAUCUGCAGUUGUCUGAAUCGUAUUGCUGGUCUUUGUGCCCCGCUCGUGGCUAUCUACGCUGGUGGUAGUAGCCCCGAUGCGCCGAUUUACGCUUCUGGUGGCUUGAUUCUUGCUGCCUUUAUUGCGAUGACUUUGCUCCCCAUUGAGACACGGGGUAAGCAGAUUUUAUAA
This is a messenger RNA of Penicillium cataractarum, 1701 nucleotides long. Its product is annotated as MFS transporter. The coding region runs from base 1 to 1701 and encodes 566 amino acids. Gene Ontology annotation, biological process: transmembrane transport. NCBI's taxonomy places the organism in Eukaryota, Fungi, Ascomycota, Eurotiomycetes, Eurotiales, Aspergillaceae. The transcript is spliced from 5 exons. The record is from RefSeq and is a predicted model, not a curated record. Gene Ontology annotation, cellular component: membrane. Gene Ontology annotation, molecular function: transmembrane transporter activity.